AUGGCAGGUCCUUCAGACACUAACCCAGUUAAUAACAAAACCAAUGUCGAGGUCUGUCAGGAGAUCGCAAAUGAGAAUGAGGCAACGAACGAGGCGCCAGAAGAUCGAGAACGUUGGAUUGUAUGCUUCUAUGGUUCUAGAGAUAGUAUUCAUGGCGGUACUACCGCGUGGUGCGUGAUCGCAUGCGUCGCUUCGGCGAGAACAUCGACAUUGCCAUGGAUCGUGUCGCCUGGAUCUUCUGAAGCAUGGUUGUGCCAAUGA
Messenger RNA from Caenorhabditis briggsae, 261 nucleotides. The coding region runs from base 1 to 261 and encodes 86 amino acids. NCBI's taxonomy places the organism in Eukaryota, Metazoa, Nematoda, Chromadorea, Rhabditida, Rhabditidae. The transcript is spliced from 3 exons. The record is from RefSeq and is a predicted model, not a curated record.